Solanum lycopersicum (tomato) is the source of this 1097-nucleotide messenger RNA. It is a transcript of the gene FKBP17-1, whose product is annotated as peptidyl-prolyl cis-trans isomerase FKBP17-1. Lineage: Eukaryota; Viridiplantae; Streptophyta; Magnoliopsida; Solanales; Solanaceae. Gene Ontology annotation, molecular function: peptidyl-prolyl cis-trans isomerase activity. The record is from RefSeq and is a predicted model, not a curated record.
UCUUUUCCCCUCCACAAAAAGAAAACCAGAAAAGCUUGAAGAGCAGUGAAGAUGAGAAUGAUCAAGGUACUUCCAUUACCAUGUCCAACAUACCUAUAUCUUCACAAAAUCGAAGCUUCCACUUCUUCAACCCACAAAUCAAGAAGAGCUUUUUCUCUUUCUGCACUCACUAUUUCACUCUCUGCUCUUGUUUUCUCUAGUGGAAAUGCACCCACUACUUCAAUUUCUUGGGCCAAUCCUCAAGUUCCAAAAUUCUUGGACCUCCCUAAUUCUGGAGGUGUCAAGGCCUUGGACCUUCGUGUUGGUGAUGGAGAAACCCCCAUUGAUGGUGACUUGGUUGCAAUUCAUUAUUACGGGAGGCUUGCUGCAAAGCAAGGAUGGCGUUUUGACUCGACGUACGAUCACAAGGAUGAAACUGGUGAACCAAUUCCUUUUUCUUUUGUCCUUGGUUCGGGCAAAGUUAUAUCAGGGAUUGAAACUGCUGUGAAAUCGAUGAAAGUAGGCGGCCUUCGCCGAGUUAUUAUCCCACCAUCUCAAGGAUAUCAGAAUACAUCCCAAGAACCCCUGCCACCUAAUUAUUUCGAUCGGCAAAGACUUUUUACUACCAUUUUCAACCCAACCCGUCUUGCAAAUGGAGAAGGCGCAACAUUGGGGACAGUCAUAUUUGAUAUUGAAUUGGUCAGCCUGAGGCAUCUCUGAUCUCAGAUCAUUUAGCAGCCAUGUUUCUCCACUUUACUGGAGUAUGGAGCAAUUGUUGUCAGUUCGAUGACGAUGGAAGGUUUACAGAUGAUGAAAUAGUGUUUAGCUAAAGAAGCCUCAGUGAAGAGUUUGGUCCUAUGAUGUACCAAAUUGCCAUAUAAACAAAGGCAAAGGGGGAGAGCGCUUGAGGGAGUUUUUACAACUCUUUAGACGAAAUAAUACAUGUAUAUAUGUUCAUUCAACUUGAUGCAGACUUAAAAGAAAGUAAAAUAAAAUUUCUGAAUCUUGUGAUCUUACAUUAACGAUUUUGUAAUUUUCUCUUAUUGGUCUAUCAUUUUGAUCUUUUUGUAUAAGAUUUAGUUAACGAUUAAAUCAAUAACCCAAAUUAGAUUAUACUA